AUGGUUGCAGAAGAGUGUUUAAGGUUUCUAGAGUCUACGUGUUUUGAUCUAAGCAUAGAUCUUGCAACCUACCAAUUUGAAACAACCAUUGAUUCGCUCCCUACCAACGAAUCGUGCCCUGAGGCUGUCAAGAAAUGGUGCGAAAAUGUGAAGCAGUAUAACUACGAGGUGCUCAACACUGAUGAAGCUUUGGCCUAUUGGGAAAUGCGCAACAAAGCCAGAAACCAACUGAAUACAAACCUUUUCCAUACUGAUUUGGAUGCUGCUGCAUUAAGUCGUCUUUUGGCUGUCUCAUCGUCAGGGCAAAAAAAAGUAUCGAAUAUUAUGCACAUGAAACGCAAAGUGGAGACUCCCAAGAUGGAAGCUGAUAGUCUUUUGUUCGAUGGUGUUUCGGUGGGCACAACGAUCAAGUGA
Zychaea mexicana is the source of this 414-nucleotide messenger RNA. RefSeq lists its product as uncharacterized. The transcript has 3 exons. The record is from RefSeq and is a predicted model, not a curated record. NCBI's taxonomy places the organism in Eukaryota, Fungi, Mucoromycota, Mucoromycetes, Mucorales, Lichtheimiaceae. The coding region runs from base 1 to 414 and encodes 137 amino acids.